AUGCUGAGAGGCAGAAUUGGAAAAUGGACCUUGGCCUUGACAGAAUUUGCCUUCAGAUAUGUUCCUCAGAAAGCCGUCAAAGGACAAGCUGUGGCAGACUUCCUAGCAGAUCAUCCCGGAGAGGAGAUUGAAAAUAUGGACUCUUUAGACAUAGCAAAUGCAGAUCUAUUAACCAGAGCUCACACCUGCCUCAACAAUCCUAUCUACUCAGUUCAUCUUACACCUUGGAAGCUAUACUUUGAUGGAUCAAAAACUGAUAUAACUUCCGGGGCAGGAAUUGUUUUGGAAGAGCCACUUGGAAUCAGACACUGCUACUCUUUCCAAUUAGAUUUCCAAUGCACCAACAAUAGGGCAGAAUAUGAAGCCUUAAUCAUUGGCUUGGAAAUGCUGGUAGAAUUAGGAAUCCAGUCUGUGGAAAUCCUGGGAGACUCCAUGCUGGUUCUAAAGCAAAUUGCUGGGGAAUACAAGUGCCUAAGCCCUUCUCUGGCUGUCUACUUGGUGGCAGCUAGGAAAUCUUCUGACGGAAUUCAGAGAGGCCACUUGGGAACAUAUCCCAAGAGAAGAGAAUUUUGCAGCCAAUGA
Messenger RNA from Prunus armeniaca (apricot), 582 nucleotides. Lineage: Eukaryota; Viridiplantae; Streptophyta; Magnoliopsida; Rosales; Rosaceae. The record is from the annotation of a GenBank genome assembly.